UUUGAUGCGAUUUUAAACGGAAAAUGGUGUUAAUAUAUGACCUAUAACUUAUUUGAUAAAAUGUUUAAAUGAAGGUUGAACUGAUUUUCUUUUAAACUAGCCAUGCAUGUUAUGUUUGCUAAAAUUUCCCAAUGAACGGAUUCUUCUAAUGCAGUUUGAGUUCAUGAACGGAUUUAUCAAUAUUGCAAGAUUUAAACUUCAAUUUGAUGUUGGUCAGCCGUAAAUAUUUACAACCAAAAUGUCUUUUCUAAACUUAGCCUUUGUCUUUGUUACCCAUUCUGUGUACAACUGAAAUUUCUUUUGAACGUCUUUGUUUAAUGAUUUUUAGUAUUAUUGAGAAAAUGAAGCUUAAUUGGUUAACUAACUCUUCAUUUUAUUGCAUCCCUUGUUUUAUUUACCCCCUUACUAGUAUUUGUGCUGAAAGAAACAAUGGCUUACAAAUGGAGUUUCAUUUUUUGUUUUUGAUGUUUUAUGCAUGCAUUUAGUUAGCACCUGGCCAACACAUAUCCUAAUAUUUCUUUUUAUAAGAAAAUUCUUAAAAUGCAUGGAAUCUUAAACAUCAGUUCUUUGAUUUCCAACUGGUUCUCAUUUGUUUUUCCUUUAGUACAAAAUUUAAAUAAAUGAUCUUUAACUAACCUGAUUGCUGAUUACUAGUGGUUUCAUUAUUUUAACCCACUCGCACAAAAUGCUUUGCAAUGUCUACCUUCCCAUUUUUAAGCCAUGCCCUUUUUUAAAUGCAACAGUUGGUUUUUAUCCUAUAUAUGAGAAGUAAGUGUUUGUGCUCGUUUCUUUAAGUUUUCUUGCCAGUGGUUACUUUCUGUUUUUGCACUUGAUAUCGUGGUACUGAUUUAUAAGGACUGGUUGGUUUCGCAUCUCUCCUAAACUAGUCUUACAUUGCAGUACCGUAUCUUUUUAACUUGGCGGAUGGUUAACAGAUUUUGAUCUUCAGAGAAAUGAUUUCACCCUUAGGGUUUACUGUGUUUGUCGUAAUCGUAAAUUGAGCAUGUUUUGAAGGUUUUGGAAGGCUACAAGUGAGUUUGUUAGGCCCAUAGGGGCAUCCCACAAAUGUGGCUACCAGCGGAAGACCGUCCGGGACGGUGGCUGAUAUCCUGACUAUCCUAACAUUAGAGAAUGGUCCUCACAAGCAGCAUAUAGUACGAGCGGAGCUUGCAGCAGUAAUCUGGGCAGAGCUUACAGCAAGCUAUAUAACGCGUCGAAAAUGCCUCCGAGGACUUUGAAGCUUAAAGGUGUGGCUUCAGCGAGAAAUGGUGGAGCCAAGAAUACCAUUAUGGUAAAACAUCUGAAAUCAUGUUGUGAGCACUUGGCACAAACCGCACAGACCAUAGCUGGUGUCGUUGCGAACCAGAAUCAGUUGCGACCUAGUAGUGUUAUGGACUUGAAGGAAUUUAGGGAAGUGAUUGGUGAUCGAGUGUUUAAUGGUAUGGAAGAACCUAUAGAAGCUGAAAGGUGGUUAACGAGUAUAAAAAAGGAGUUUGAUGCACAUUUAGUAGUUGAGGAAGAUAGAGUACGCUUUGCUACGUAUAUGUUUCAAGGUAAUGCAGAUGAUUGGUUGGAUUCAGCGAAGCGAAUGAAAAAUGUGAUGGAUAUGUCAUGGGAACAGUUUGAAAUUUUAUUCCUUGACAAGUAUUUUCCGCCUACAGCAAGAUCUUUGAAGUGUGCCGAGUUUGCAGUGUUGAAGCAAGGAGAUAUGACGGUCACACAACUAAACAAGAAAUUUAGUGAGCUAGAGCGUUACGGGAAACACUUAGUCGAAACGCCAGAGUUGGGGGCUCGAAAACUUGAGGGUGCUUUGAAGGCUGUGAUUCGUGAUAGAGUUGUCGCAGUUGGACUGAAGACAUACAAGGAGGUUCUUAAUUCUGCAUUAGCGGUUGAGGCUAGCUUGAUGCAAAGUCAAAAAGAGAGAGAAGAGCGAGACCAGAAAAAGAAGACUAAGGAGCGAGAUAGAAAUUCAUCACCACAACGUAAGCGCCUACGAAAUGACAAUGCAACUAGGAGAGGCGAGGGGACUGAAUGUUUCCGUUGCGGAGAAGAUGGUCAUUAUGCUAGAGACUGCCCCUUACCAGCAGAUCAGAAGCCGCAAAUUGUGAACCAAAUUCCCAAUCAAAAUGCUCAAAGGCAGAACUUCACGAGGAAAUACUACUCCUUUCCAUCCAAGACAACGUCAAUCUAAUACACAAGGAAUUGUUCAAGGGAAGUUGAACCACUUCGUCGAGACUCAAGAGGAAGCGAAUGACCCUGUGGUUGAAGAGUACGAGCGGAGCUUGCAGCAGUAGCCGGAUAGAGCUUACAGCAGGCUAUAUAACGCGUCAAAAGUUAGUAUUUUGCUGUCUAUAAUGUGUAUAUCACGGGGAUAAAUUUGCGGUAGUUCUAAUAUCGACUUUCAGCCCAUGUUUUUGUCGUAUUUUGAUGUGUACAUGAAGGGAAAUGCUAAAGUUUUAUUUUGAUGUACCCUUUCUGAACUUAGGCCUAGAUAUAUACUUUAUUGUCUGUAGCUAUUUCUACUUAUGAACUUUUCUUACAUGUUCAACUGUUUUUGCGUGGUGGUAUUGUUUUGAAAUGAUAUGUUGUGUGCCAGUCUGCUGGAUUUAACUAAACUAAUAUCUUAGAACUUGUGAAUGAAA
This is a messenger RNA of Papaver somniferum (opium poppy), 2642 nucleotides long. RefSeq lists its product as uncharacterized. Gene Ontology annotation, molecular function: nucleic acid binding; zinc ion binding. The transcript has 4 exons. The coding region runs from base 1220 to 2191 and encodes 323 amino acids. Lineage: Eukaryota; Viridiplantae; Streptophyta; Magnoliopsida; Ranunculales; Papaveraceae. The record is from RefSeq and is a predicted model, not a curated record.